Molecule: messenger RNA, 276 nt
Organism: Phytophthora sojae
Lineage: Eukaryota; Oomycota; Peronosporomycetes; Peronosporales; Peronosporaceae
Exons: 2
Coding region: 1-276 (91 amino acids)
Source: RefSeq, a predicted model, not a curated record
AUGCCGCCCAAAAAGAAGCGCUACAUCCGCCAGCACGACGCCCGCGGGCGGUUUGUUGCUGCUGGUGAGCAGAAGCAAAAGGCUGACCACGCUAAGCGCAAAGCCCAAGCUCGAGCCCGGCACUGGAUUAAGCGAGCUCUGCAGCUAUCCACGUCAGAUGAAGACCAAACCACUGCCAAAUGUAAGAAAGAUGACAAACAAGAGGCCGACACUCUACACGCAACUACGGAGAAGAUGAAUACGAUCGAGGAAGGUGAAGCUAACGAUAGUGAGUGA